Messenger RNA from Guillardia theta CCMP2712, 564 nucleotides. RefSeq lists its product as hypothetical. NCBI's taxonomy places the organism in Eukaryota, Cryptophyceae, Pyrenomonadales, Geminigeraceae. Gene Ontology annotation, cellular component: membrane. Bases 15 to 536 code for a protein of 173 amino acids. The record is from RefSeq and is a predicted model, not a curated record. The transcript is spliced from 6 exons.
GUGUGAACCUGACUAUGGCGCGAUGGAUGCUGGUUGUAGCGACGGCCAUGGCCAUGGCGACCAUGGUGCAAGGAGACAGAGGAACUACUCUCCUGGCUCACCGACAUGCCUUCACUCCUCUCAGCAGGAGCGGGCAGAUCCGCAGGAGAAACAUGUGCGCGGUCGCUAUCCCUGGUGACUCAGUUGGGGAGGAAGUAUUCGUUAGAGGCUUCCAGAACUUUCUUACUCUCUACCAGAAUCUCCUGGUUGCCAGAGUGCUCCUUUCCUGGUUCCCUUCCGCGCAGUCCAUUGGAGCUCUCCAGCCCCUCUACAACGUCUGUGAUCCCUAUCUCAACACUUUUCGUGGAAUCAUUCCGCCGAUCGGCGGCAUUGAUCUCUCUCCCAUCCUCGCUUUCACCCUUCUCCAAGUGUCAGCCGGUGCCAUGGUUUCCCUGGGCGCGGAGACCCCGCGGAGGGGAUACGAGGGAUGGGCGAGAGUCCCCGAGCAGAAGGUCGGCAUCUGCGAAGCAUUUGUCAAGAGGAGGUUCAACUUGUGAGUGAAUGAAUCAAGAUCUUGGUCGAUUG